Messenger RNA from Elaeis guineensis (African oil palm), 2546 nucleotides. RefSeq lists its product as uncharacterized. The record is from RefSeq and is a predicted model, not a curated record. Gene Ontology annotation, molecular function: protein binding. Gene Ontology annotation, biological process: cell surface receptor signaling pathway. NCBI's taxonomy places the organism in Eukaryota, Viridiplantae, Streptophyta, Magnoliopsida, Arecales, Arecaceae.
CUGGACCAUCGUGAACUGGAACGGAGCUGGCUCUCUCCCCGCCCCGGCCGUAAUCUAAUCGCCGAUGAGCGGAUUCCCUUUUCUCUGUUCCCCUUUUUUUGAAAAAAAAAAAAAGGAAAUAAGCGAAUAAAUUACUCGGUUAGAUGCUAAAACCAAGUGGAGCAGAGGAAACACGCGUUUGACCUCGCAAAAACCUUCUUUCUUCCUCCUUCCGUCCCAUCUUCGGAGAAUAGAAGAGGAGAAGAUCGCAUUCAACCUUCUCCAACUCGAUCCAAAAUCGAGAAAUAUCUACCUCGCCGUAUUCUGCACAGAAAAAGGUCGAGGAUUGAGGUCCUCGAUUUAGUCCCACAUCGGCGGAUCGAUCGGAGGACAAGGAGAAGGAAAGAGGACGGAGGAGCAACAAUUGUUGGUGGGGAAUUGGGACGGGUAGAGGUGGAGGAGGGAUGAUGGGGGACGGAGUGAAGCAGAUCCUGGCAAAGCCGAUCCAGCUGGCGGACCUGGUGACCAAGCAAGCGGGUGACGCGCACACCUGCCGGCAGGAGUGCAUCGAGCUCAAGGCCAAGACCGAAAAGCUGGCAGCCCUCCUCCGGCAGGCCGCGCGGGCGGAGCUCUACGAGCGCCCCGCCCACCGCAUCAUGCUGGACACCGAGCUGGUCCUGCAGAAGGCGCUGGGCCUGGCGUCCAAGUGCCGCGCCCACGGCCUGAUGCGCCGCGUCUUCACCAUCAUCCCCACCACCGCCUUCGCCAAGAUGUCCACCCAGCUCGACAACUCCAUCGCCGACGUCUCAUGGCUCCUCCGCGUCUCCAUCGCGGGGGCCGACGACGACCAGCUCCACGGACUGCCCCCCAUCGCCCAGAACGAGCCCAUCCUCUUCCUCAUCUGGGACCACAUCGCCACCCUCCACACGGGCUCGCUCGACGCCCGCUCCGACUCAGCCGCCGCGCUCGCCUCCCUGGCCCGCGACAACCUCCACUACGCCAAGCUCAUUAUCGAGGAGGACGGCGUGUGGCCCCUUCUCCGCCUCGUCAAGGAGGGCCGGGUCGAUGGCCAGGAGAACGCCGCCCGCGCCCUCGGCCUCCUCGGCCGCGAUGAGGAGAGCAUCGACCGCAUGCUCCACACUGGCGUGUGUACCGCCCUCACCAACCUCCUCAAGGACGGAGGCCCCAUGCGCGCACAGGCCGCCGCCGCCUGGGCCGUCGCCCAGCUCGCCACCAACCACCCCGCCUGCCAGGACCUCUUCGCCCAGAACAACGUCAUCCGAGUCCUCGUCGGCCACCUCGCCUUCGAGACCGUGCAGGAGCACAGCAAGUACUCCAUCAUACCCACCUCCAAGGCCAUGUCCAUCCACUCCGUCGUCCUCGCCACCACUACCAAAAAACCCAAUUCCGAUGACGACAGAAGCAGCAGCAGCCAAUUCCCGCAUCAUCCCAAUGCGCGGUCCCAAAUCCACUCCGUGAUCCAAUCCACCAUGGCUUCCGCCAAAUUCUCCAAACUCACCGCUGCGGCAGCCAACGGCGCCGUGCCCCCCUCGAAGCCCCAUCUCUCCUCCGGAUUCGGAACCAAGGGGAGGGAUUCGGAGGACCCGGCAACCAAAGCCGAGAUGAAGGCGAUGGCGGCCAAGGCGCUGUGGCAGCUGGCCAAGAACAGCCUGGCCAUCUGCAAGAGCAUCACCGAGUCCCGCGCCCUCCUUUGCUUCGCCGUCCUCCUCGAGAAGGGCUCCGGAGAAGUCCGUUACAACUCCGUCAUGGCCCUUAUGGAGAUCGCCCGCGUCGCCGAGAACAGCCCCGAUCUCCGCCGCUCCGCUUUCAAGCCCACCGCGCCUGCCGCCAAGGCGGUCCUCGACCAGCUCCUCCGGAUCGUCGACAAGGGCGUCUUCGAUGAGCUUCUGAUUCCUAGCAUCACCGCGCUUGGGUGCCUGUCGAGGACCUUCCGGGCGACGGAGACGAGGGUCAUCGGCCCGCUGGUGCGGCUGCUGGAUGAGAGGGAAGCCAUCGUGUCGAGAGAGUCGGUGCUCGCGCUGACCAAAUUCGCUUGCAAGGAUAAUUUCCUCCGCGUCGAGCAUUCCAAGGCCAUCAUCGAAGCCGGGGGGGCCAAGCACCUCGUCCAGCUGGUGUAUCUGGGGGAACAAGUGCAGAUCGAGGCGUUAAUCCUGUUGUGCCACAUUGCCCUCAACGUUCCCGACAGCGAGGAGCUCGCGGAGGCCGGAGUCCCCGCGGUGCUCGCCUGGGCUUCGAAGCAGGGGCACAUGGUGCAGGACUUGCAGGUGGAUUCCUUGUUGCCGGAGGCCAAAGGUAGGAUGGAGCUCUAUCAGUCAAGAGCAUCUAGAUGAUCACCAUAUUAAUCCAGUGUGAGCUUUCUUCUUCUUGGCAAUCCAAAGGUUCCGAACUGUAUAUACAUCAAUUUUUCUGUUCCCCCAAUCUAAGGAGUUUGGUCAGCUGGGUAUAUGUGGUGCAUUUGUGUGCUUCUAAUGUUCUAUUAUUUUUUAUAAAUUUUUGUAUAUUAAGUGAACAAUUUUUAUAAAACCCAUGAAUCUGUUUUGAUGGUC